This is a messenger RNA of Funneliformis geosporum, 378 nucleotides long. The record is from the annotation of a GenBank genome assembly. NCBI's taxonomy places the organism in Eukaryota, Fungi, Glomeromycota, Glomeromycetes, Glomerales, Glomeraceae.
AUGGAGGUAAAAAAACCGGUAGAAACGGUAUAUGAAAUAAAAAAUGAUUAUGAAAUUCCCUCUUUUGAGGAAUUUAUGAAAAAUUAUAGUAAGGAUAAAGAAGUAGUUGAUAGUUAUGCGGACGAGUUUGAGAGUUAUGAAGAUGUACGAGUAAAAAGGACUUAUUAUGGGGCAUUAGUUGCUGCUUCUGUGUUUCCUCCUACCGCUGCUAUAGCUUUGCCGGCAACGGCUUUUGUAGCGGGAACAGGUUUGACAGUAGCAAGUGUAGCAAGUAUAGGUCAUACUGCCGAUAGUAAGAAGUGGAAAAGUUUUGGAGAAGGUUUGAUGGAAGUAGCAGUUAAUGCUAAGGAGGCACACGAUGUGAUACACCCGAAUUAA